CGAAGAGACGGAGCGAGGUCCUUUCACGAGACAGCCAAAUAACCUCGACUGCCCAUCCAUUGUGCGAGCUUCUUUCCCUUCUUCUCCUCUCAAUUUGAUAGCUCUUCAUCAAAAUUAUAUAUUAAACCUCCGAAUUCUUGUCCAGAAGAGCUCGGAGUGCGCUACGUCUAACUGCCGACCUCAUUCCUCAAGCUCCACGCUUCAAACAUUUGAGCUCCUACCCACGGAACUCCGCACUCAUCCGCUUUGCGGCCCUUUAUACACACAAGAUGGCGCCUGAACAGCUGCGGUACGAUGGCCAGACGGUUGUUGUGACGGGUGCGGGUGGUGGUUUGGGCCGCGAGUAUGCCGUCUUCUUUGGCAGUCGCGGCGCCAAUGUCGUUGUGAAUGACUUAGGAGGCAGCUUCAAGGGAGAGGGUAAGGGUUCGCAGGCUGCAGAUGCAGUGGUCAACACAAUCCGGUCCGCCGGUGGCAAAGCCGUUGCCAACUACGACUCGGUCGAGAACGGCGAGGCCAUCGUCAAGACGGCCAUCGACAACUUCGGACGCAUCGACGUGUUGAUCAACAAUGCAGGUAUUCUUCGAGAUAUCAGCUUCAAGAACAUGAAGCAGCAGGACUGGGACCUUAUUAUGGCGGUCCAUGUCAAGGGAGCAUACAAGUGCGCGCGCGCAGCGUGGCCCUACUUCCGGAAACAGAAGUAUGGAAGGCUGAUUAGCACCGCCUCUGCGGCCGGCCUAUUUGGUUCGUUUGGCCAGUGCAAUUACUCUGCCGCCAAACUCGCCCUGGUCGGCUUCACAGAAACCCUCGCAAAGGAAGGCUUGAAAUACAACAUCCUCUGCAACACCAUCGCCCCGAUUGCUGCCAGUCGAAUGACCGAAACCGUCAUGCCCCCUGACGUCCUCAACAGCUUGAGGCCUGAGUGGGUUAUGCCGCUUGUUGCCGUCCUCACACACAAGUCCUGCACAGAGACUGGCUCAAUAUUCGAGGCCGGGGGUGGCCACAUUGCUAAACUCAGGUGGGAGCGCGCCAAGGGUGCUCUCAUGAAGCCAGAUGACAGCCUGACUCCGGAUGCCAUCGCCCAGAGGUGGAAGGACGUGAAUGAUUUUUCGGAGCCAGAGCAUCCACAGGGCCCCGCGAAUGCGAUGGAACUCCUCGAGGCUGCUGCUCAAUUGCCUCCGAGCAGCCCAGGUGAGAAGCUCAAUUUUAAGGAUAAGGUCGUCCUGGUUACUGGCGGUGGUGCCGGUCUCGGUCGCGCGUAUGCCCUGCAAUUCGCUAAAUUAGGUGCCAAAGUCGUCGUUAACGAUUUGGUUAACCCGGACACGGUCGUCCAGGAAAUCCAAAGGAUGGGCGGCCAGGCCAUUGGUAACAAGGCUAACGUUGUCGAUGGCGAAGCUGUCGUUAAGGGUGCCAUUGAUGCCUAUGGUCGCAUUGACGUCCUCAUCAACAACGCUGGCAUUCUCCGCGACAAGGCCUUCACCAAUAUGGACGACAAUAUGUGGGAUAUCAUCCACCAGGUGCAUCUCAAUGGCACUUAUGCCUGCACUAAGGCGGCGUGGCCUUACUUCUUGAAACAGAAGUACGGACGUGUUAUCAAUACCACUUCUACUAGUGGUAUCUACGGUAACUUCGGUCAAGCCAACUAUGCUUCCGCUAAGUGUGGUAUCCUUGGUUUCUCUAGAUCGCUUGCUCUUGAGGGCAAGAAGUAUAACAUCUUCGUCAACACUAUUGCGCCAAAUGCUGGAACGGCUCUAACCCGAACCAUUAUGCCUGAAGAAAUGGUCCAGGCGUUAAAGCCUGACUACGUUGCUCCUCUUGUUGUUCUCCUAUGCUCCGACAAGGCUCCCACGCCCACUGGUGGUCUUUACGAGUGCGGCAUGGGGUGGUUUGCCGCGACUAGGUGGCAGCGAACAGGUGGCCACGGAUUCCCUGUCGACGUCAAGCUUACCCCUGAAGCUGUUUUGGAGAAGUGGGAAAAGAUCAACGACUUCGAUGAUGGGCGCGCUGACCAUCCUCAUGACAAUGCCUCCGGCUUGAAGAGUAUCAUGGCCAAUAUGCAGAACAAGAGUAAGAGUAAGAAGGAGAAGAAGGGCAAUGAGGAGAUACUGAGUGCGAUUGAGAGCGCGAAGAAUGCGAAAGCCGAGGGAACGCCGUUUGAGUACGACGAGAAGGAUGUAAUUCUCUACAAUCUCGGCAUUGGUGCCAAGCGUACCGACCUCCCGUUCGUCUACGAGAACCACGACAAUUUCCAAGUACUCCCAACCUUCGGCGUCAUCCCACCCUUCAACUCAGUUUCCCCCUUCUCCAUGAGUGACAUCGUCCCCAACUUCUCCCCCAUGAUGCUCCUCCACGGCGAGCAAUUCCUCGAGAUCCGAAAAUUCCCCAUCCCCACCGGAGCCAAGCUGGUAUCGUACCCAAAGCUCAUCGAAGUCGUCGACAAAGGCGCCGCAGGUAUCAUCGUCACUGGCACCACAACUAAGGACGCCAACACAGGUGAAGACAUCUUUUACAACGAAUCCACUGUCUUCAUCCGCGGCUCAGGCGGCUUCGGCGGGCCGUCCAAAGGCGGAAAUCGUGGGCCUUCAACCGCAGUCCACAAACCGCCUCAACGCGCGCCCGACGCCGUCGUUGAGGAGAAAACUACCGAGGAACAAGCCGCCAUAUACCGUCUCUCGGGCGACCGUAACCCGCUCCACAUCGACCCCGAGUUCAGCAAGGUCGGUGGUUUCAAAGUGCCUAUCCUCCACGGUCUGUGUUUCUUCGGUAUCUCGGGGAAACAUGUGUUGCAAAGUUUUGGCGCGUUUAAGAAUAUUAAGGUGAGGUUUGCAGGUACGGUGUUGCCGGGCCAGACACUCAAGACGGAGAUGUGGAAGACAGGGAAUACGGUCGUUUUUCAGACGAAGGUGGUAGAAACGGGGAAGUUGUGUAUUUCUGGGGCGGGGGCGGAGCUGCUGGGCGGCGGGAGUAAGUUGUAGGGUUUAUGUGGAGGGUCGGCGGCGAU
Molecule: messenger RNA, 2998 nt
Organism: Lindgomyces ingoldianus
Lineage: Eukaryota; Fungi; Ascomycota; Dothideomycetes; Pleosporales; Lindgomycetaceae
Product: NAD(P)-binding protein
Exons: 4
Coding region: 270-2972 (900 amino acids)
Molecular function (GO): oxidoreductase activity
Source: RefSeq, a predicted model, not a curated record